Messenger RNA from Metarhizium album ARSEF 1941, 1338 nucleotides. RefSeq names its product IMP-specific 5'-nucleotidase 1. The coding region runs from base 1 to 1338 and encodes 445 amino acids. Gene Ontology annotation, molecular function: magnesium ion binding. NCBI's taxonomy places the organism in Eukaryota, Fungi, Ascomycota, Sordariomycetes, Hypocreales, Clavicipitaceae. Gene Ontology annotation, biological process: nicotinic acid riboside biosynthetic process; nucleotide metabolic process; nicotinamide riboside biosynthetic process. The record is from RefSeq and is a predicted model, not a curated record. The transcript has 5 exons.
AUGACGACCAGAUACCGCGUCGAGUAUGCCCUCAAGACCCAUCGACGGGAUCAGUUCAUAGAAUGGGUCAAGGGUCUUUUGGCGGUGCCCUUUGUGCUCUACUCCCAGCCGACGGGGGUGCUGGGCGACGAUGCCAGCGUCGCCAAGAUGGCCGAGGAGGCUCAUCGGCGGUACGCGGAGAUUAUGCGUGACGUCGAGAUGAUGAUUGACGACCACAUAUCGCGCCAGAAGCAAAACCAAACGCAGUCGCAGGCCUUGGGGGGCGGCGUGGCGGCGAGCCUCGCGGGCCCCUUGCCGUCGAAGCUCGGCAUGCUCGUUCCCACGGCCGGCCCCUUCUUCACGAGGCUGCCUUUGGAGGCGGCGUUCAAGUAUCAGGACAGGAAGCGGUACAUCUCGUCGAGACGAUACGUGGCCCCGUCGUUCAACGACGUGCGGCUGGUGCUCAACUCGGCGCAGGUCAUGGCCGUGACGGGCGGUGCGCUGCAACUGGCCACCUUUGAUGGUGAUGUGACGCUGUACGAUGACGGGGAGAGUCUGGAGCCCGCGAGCCCCGUCAUCCCCCGACUUCUCGGCAUCGUGACGGCCGCGGGCUACACCACGGCUGACGGAUACUACAACCGCCUCCAUGGUCUUUUGGACGCCAUUGCCGCGUCGCCCGAUUUGGACGAAACGCAGAAGAGAAGUGUCGUCAUCAUGGGCGGCGAGGCCAACUACCUCUUCACCUACGAGCCGUCCUCGCCGCAUCGCUUGGCGCCCGUCCCUCGACCGCAAUGGCUCACGCCCGAGAUGGCAGCCUGGUCCGAGGCCGACAUUGCCGCGCUUCUGGACGUGGCGGAAUCGGCGCUCAAGGACUGCGUGCGCACGAUGAACCUCCCGGCGACCAUUGUGCGCAAAGACCGCGCCGUCGGCAUCAUUCCGUCGGAGCCUCACGUGCGCAUCGCACGCGAAAGCCUCGAGGAGACGGUCCUCGUGGUGCAGAGGAUCCUGGAGCUGAGCCACCUCGGCUCGCAGACGCAGGCGGCCGGGCGGUCGUCGCCCGCCACCACGACCACGGGGCGCAAGGGCGUUCCCUUUUGCGCCUUCAACGGCGGGCGAGACGUCUUUGUCGACAUUGGCGACAAGAGCUGGGGCGUGACGGUGUGCCAGCAAUGGUUUGGCCGGCAGGGCGCGGCCAUCAGGGGCGAGAACACCCUGCACGUCGGCGACCAGUUUCUGAGCGCUGGCUCCAACGACUUCAAGGCUCGGAGCGUCGGCACGACGGCCUGGAUCGCCAGUCCGGCCGAGACUGUCGAGCUCCUCGACGAGCUGGCGGACCUGAUGCAGAAGAAGUUGUCGUGA